Messenger RNA from Lolium rigidum, 984 nucleotides. RefSeq names its product peroxidase 5-like. Gene Ontology annotation, cellular component: plant-type cell wall; plasmodesma. Bases 1 to 984 code for a protein of 327 amino acids. Lineage: Eukaryota; Viridiplantae; Streptophyta; Magnoliopsida; Poales; Poaceae. The record is from RefSeq and is a predicted model, not a curated record. The transcript is spliced from 5 exons. Gene Ontology annotation, molecular function: peroxidase activity; heme binding. Gene Ontology annotation, biological process: hydrogen peroxide catabolic process; response to oxidative stress.
AUGGCGUUGGUAAUAGUAGGUACAUUUGUCGUGGCGCUGUGCUUAUGCGCUGGCGAUGCGCAAGCUCAAGCGCAGCUCCAGGUAGGGUUCUACGCGCAGUCGUGCCCGCAGGCGGAGGUGAUCGUGCGGGACGAGGUCGGUAGGGCCGUGAGCGCCAACGUCGGCCUCGCCGCCGGCCUCGUCCGGCUCCACUUUCACGACUGCUUCGUCCAGGGCUGCGACGCGUCGGUGCUGCUGGAUUCGACGGCGAACAGCACGGCGGAGAAGGACGCCAUACCGAACAAGAGCCUGAGGGGGUUCGAGGUGAUCGACGCCGCCAAGACGAGGCUGGAGGGCGCGUGCGCGGGGACCGUCUCGUGCGCCGACAUACUCGCAUUCGCCGCCAGAGACAGCGUCGUCCUGACCGGCGGUAGCCCCUACGCCGUCCCGGCCGGGCGGAGGGACGGCAACGUCUCGGCGGCGUCCGAGGCGCAGGCGAACCUGCCGCCUUUCACGGCAAGUGCGGCCCAGCUCACGGAAGCAUUCGCCAAGAAGGGGCUCUCCCAGGAAGACAUGGUCACGCUUUCAGGCGCGCACACCAUCGGGUUGUCGCACUGCAGCUCCUUCAGCGGGAGGCUGAGCGGGUACAACGCCACCACGGGCACGGGCCAGGACCCGUCCAUGAGCGCGGCCACAGCGUCGGGGCUGGCGGCGCAGUGCGGGCGGAGCCCCGACGCGGCGGUGCCCAUGGACGCCGGCAGCCCGGACGCGUUCGACACGGGGUACUUUCAUGCCGUGCUGGCCAACCAGGGCGUCCUCGCCUCCGACCAGACACUCACGUCCGACAACGUCACGGCCGCGCUCGUCGUGGAGAACGCCUACAACACAUACCUGUUCGUCACCCGGUUCGGCGAGGCCAUGGUCAGGAUGGGCGGCAUCAAGGGGCUCACCGGCGGGGACGGUCAGAUACGCAGGAUACGCACCAACUGCAGGGUCCUAAACUGA